CCUCCGGGCCCCGCCCAUAGCGGGUGUGUCCUUGUGCUGCCCCUCAGGCGCAGGCGGUGGGGCUUGGUGCCUUGUCGUCACCAUGGGCAGUAAGAUGGCGGCUGCCACUAGAGUCGUUCAGGUAGUCAAGCCACAUACUCCAUUAAUUAAGUUCCCAGACAGAAAAAGUAGUCCUAGACCUAAAAUACAGGAAUCUCUACAAGCAAGUAUGCCAUCUCUCAAUGCUUCAAAAGCACAGGAGUCUGUAGGAGGCAAAUUGCCGGCAUUUCAAAAUAUUUCAUCUGUUAUUAGAGUACAAGGUAUACCAGACACUUCUGAAUUAGCAAGAACCUUACCUCAGAAAUACAGAAGGAAACUUAUGUCAGAUGAAGAGAUUGAAUAUAUUCAACGUGGAGGUCCAGAAUAAGUAUGGAAGAUAGUUUGUUUGCCACUGUUGAAGAAUGAAGUAUUAUAUUCACAAUAAAGACAUUUCCUUAAUAU
Messenger RNA from Aquila chrysaetos chrysaetos, 480 nucleotides. Its product is annotated as 28S ribosomal protein S36, mitochondrial-like. The record is from RefSeq and is a predicted model, not a curated record. The coding region runs from base 83 to 406 and encodes 107 amino acids. The transcript has 4 exons. Gene Ontology annotation, biological process: 2-oxoglutarate metabolic process. NCBI's taxonomy places the organism in Eukaryota, Metazoa, Chordata, Aves, Accipitriformes, Accipitridae.